AUGUUUUUUGUGUGGAACUGGGUGGCCCAUGGCUUAUAUCUGCUCUUCAAUAUUUGUUCUGUUGAAGUUGUAGGUGGACUUGUACAGUCAUGUGGUCAUAUCAUCCCAGAGUCUCCUGUAUUGGCCCUUGGUUCCAAUUUCACAGCUUUCUGCAUUUUGAAUGAGAGUUGUCUUGACUUUGGCAAUAUCUAUGCUAAUCAGAUUAUCUGGAAAAUUAAAAAUAGAGUGGUACCUAAAGAGCAGUAUCGUGAAAUAAACAGAACAGUUUCCAGUGUCACGUUUAAUGACACUUCUUCACUGGCUACUCCUCUGACAUGCAACAUUUUAGCAGAUGGACAGAUUGAGCAGAACAUUUAUGGAAUUUCAGUUGCAAUAGGCUUGCCUCCAGAGAAGCCUAAGAACUUAAGUUGCAUUGUGCGUCAGGAGUCAAAACUCUCAUAUCCUAUGACUUGUACCUGGAACCCUGGAAGGCAUACAUUCCUUGCCACUCACUUCAGGUUGAAGUACAGAUGGCCACAAGAGAACUUUCCCGACUGCAUACCAGAAGAUGUAAAUAAUUCUUGUACUAUUCUUGACGUACAGUUCUUUGUUAACCUGGAGGUCUGGGUAGAAGCAGAAAAUGCUCUUGGAAAGGCUGAAUCUGAUCCUCUUGUUCUUGAUCCCAUUGAGAUCGUUAAACCUCUGUCUCCACACAACUUAUCAGUCAACUCAGGAAUACUGCCUACUGUUCUGAAGCUCUCCUGGGAGAAUCGGAUUUCAGCAGCUGUGAUGAAGCUGAAAUUCAAUAUUCGCUAUAGGAUUAUUGGUGACACAAACUGGAUGCAGGUUCCUCCUGAAGAUACAGCAUCACCAAGAACUUCAUUCAGUGUUCAAGGGCUCAGACCCUAUACAGAAUAUGUUUUUUCAAUUCGUUGCAUGAAGGAAGACGGAGCAGGCUACUGGAGUGACUGGAGUGAAGAGAAAACUGGGGUCACCACUGAAGAUAAACCAUCUAAAGGACCAGCCAUAUGGAGGAUCAUUGAUAUAUCUCACUCACCAGCUUCCUGGACUGUGCAUCUGAUGUGGAAGGUACUGGAGCCGUUUGAAGCUAAUGGAGUAAUCUUGCAGUAUGAAGUAACUGUCAGAGCUAAAUCAUCUCUCUCCAGUCCACCAGAGAAAUACAAUGUUAAUACCACCAGCCUUACAUUAAAGCUGCCAAAUGGAACUUACGAAGUGACUGUGAUUGCCCGGAACAGUGUUGGGGCAUCCCCUCCAUCAGUUUUACUUAUCCCAGCAAGUAAUUCAAAAGCUCCUGUCAAGAAUGUUAGAACACUACCUAAAGAUGGCAAGCUGUGGGUAGGGUGGACUGCUCCUAACAGUUACGUUCUUAAAUAUGUGAUCGAAUGGUGUCUGGUGUCCAGCAGCUCAGACUGCAUCAUCGAAUGGCAGAAUGAACCAGGAAAUGUUCAAGGGACAUACUUAAAAGGUGAUAUAAAGCCAUUCAAGUGUUACUUGGUAACUGUGUACCCUCUAUAUGCUGAUGGUCAGGGAAGUGGACAGUCUGUUUUUUUUUUAGGAUCGUAAGUACAAAUUAGUCCUUCAAAAGGACCAACUGUUCAGACAAAAAAAGUAGGAAAAGCUGAAGCUGUUUUGACAUGGAACCAUCUCACAGUGGAUGAACAGAAUGGAUUUAUCAGAAGCUACACCAUAUUUUACAAAACUGUCGAUGGAAAUGAAACAGCUGUGACAGUGGAUCCUUCCAAAACAGAAUAUACCCUUUCUUCUCUAACUAGUGACACACUGUAUACUGUUCGAAUGAUGGCAUACACAGAUGAAGGAGGCAGGAGUGGUCCUGAUUUUACAUUUACUACACAGAAAUUUGGGAAAGGAGAAAUUGAAGCCAUAGUUGUACCUGUGUGUCUAGCGUUCCUGUUGAUUGUGCUCCUUGGAGUUUUGUUUUGCUUCAACAAACGUGACUUAAUUAAAAAGCAUAUCUGGCCUAUUGUCCCUGAUCCAUCCAAGAGUAACAUUGCUCAGUGGUCUCCUCAAGUUCCAGCUAAGCAUAACUUUAGUUCCAAAGAUCAGAUGUACCCAGAAGGCAGCUUUACAGAUGUAAGCGUCGUAGAAAUAGAAGCUGAUGACAAGAAGUCUUUUUCAGAACAAGAUCUCAAACCCUUUGACUUGCUUAAAAAGGAAAAAAGUACUUCAGAAGGGCACAGCAGUGGUAUUGGAGGAUCCUCGUGCAUGUCUUCUCCUAGGCAAAGCGUCUCUGACAGUGAUGAAGGGGAAACUACACAAAACACUUCAAGCACUGUACAGUAUUCAACUGUAGUGCUUAAUGGCUACAGAGACCAGACACCUGUACAAGUCUUUUCAAGGUCUGAGUCGACUCAGCCACUGCUAGAUUCAGAAGAGAGAUCAGAGGAUCACACUGGAGGAGGUGACAGUACAGCACAGGGGCAUCAGUAUUUCAAACAAAAUGGUGGUCAGGAUGAAGCCAACACAGAGAGGCUGUGCUUUGAAAGAACAAAGCCAAUUAGUCCUGCUAAUGAGGGGGAUCUUGUUGGAUUUGCACAACUGCAGAUCUCAGGUCAGAGUUCACAGCCAUUGGGCUUUGGGCUGGAAAAAAAUACCCAGGAAGCUGCUCUAUCAGAUGUUUUACAAAUGAGUGCUGAAGAACAAACACUGAGACCUGAAACAGUGGAAAGAAAUCCACUGUCAGUUGAUGAAAUGCCAAAAAGUUACCUCCCACAGACUGUGAGACAGGGGAGCUAUAUCCCUCAGUGA
Molecule: messenger RNA, 2766 nt
Organism: Mesitornis unicolor (brown roatelo)
Lineage: Eukaryota; Metazoa; Chordata; Aves; Mesitornithiformes; Mesitornithidae
Gene: IL6ST
Product: interleukin 6 signal transducer
Exons: 15
Biological process (GO): cytokine-mediated signaling pathway
Cellular component (GO): external side of plasma membrane; membrane; signaling receptor complex
Molecular function (GO): cytokine receptor activity; cytokine binding
Source: RefSeq, a predicted model, not a curated record